Messenger RNA from Tigriopus californicus, 1738 nucleotides. Its product is annotated as glucose-6-phosphate 1-dehydrogenase-like. NCBI's taxonomy places the organism in Eukaryota, Metazoa, Arthropoda, Copepoda, Harpacticoida, Harpacticidae. Bases 62 to 1630 code for a protein of 522 amino acids. Gene Ontology annotation, biological process: glucose metabolic process; pentose-phosphate shunt, oxidative branch. Gene Ontology annotation, cellular component: cytosol. The record is from RefSeq and is a predicted model, not a curated record. Gene Ontology annotation, molecular function: glucose-6-phosphate dehydrogenase activity; NADP binding. The transcript has a single exon.
ACUGGGUUCACUUUUCCGAAAUCAAGUCAUCGUCAUCGAGCUCCGAUUUUAUCCAACGAAGAUGAGCAAAUCCGAGACAAACCCAACAAUUACCGACUUUUUGGAGGAAAUCGUCCACCUUGACCUCCCCAUCCACUCCGAGACCUCGUCUGUGGUGAUCGCGAAGUCGAACAUGUCGGAUCGUGGCACGAUUCUCGUCGUUAUGGGCGCUUCUGGGGAUUUGGCCCGGAAAUCCAUUUACCCGGCAUUAUGGUCGCUCUAUAUGCACGACUUGUUGCCAGCCAAUACCUUCAUUGUAGGGUUUGCCCGGUCCAAGAUCUCGAUCGCGGACAUUCUAGAUAAGGCGUUCAGUCCUACUGAGCAAGAGCAUGCCAAAUUUCCCGGAUUUUCUGGCAUCAAUUUCUAUGAAUAUGGGAGUUAUUCGGAUGCCGAGGAAUCAUUGCUCCUGAGUUUGCGAUUUGAUUCGAUUGAGGAGCAUUUUAGACAGAAACAUCUGUCAGGGCACAAUCGGAUCUUUUAUGUGGCCUUGCCUCCUUCAGUUUAUCAAUCGGUUACGACACUCAUCAAGCAGGUUUGGAUGGCUCCUGGAGAGGGGAAAACUACCUUAGUCUUGGAGAAGCCUUUUGGUACUAAUUUGGGCUCGUGUGAUGAGCUCUCUGAUCAUUUGAGUGAUCUGUUCCAGUCGGAGCAGAUCCGUUUGGUGGAUCAUUACCUUUGGCUGGAGAUGACGGGCACGAUCAUGACUGUCCGGUCAGUGAAUUCCUUGUUCAGUCAAAUUUGGGACAAGAACUUCAUCUCCUCGGUGUUGAUCUCAUUCAAAGAAGACUUUGGCACCCAGGGUAGAGGCGGAUAUUUUGACAAAUCUGGAAUCAUUCGGGAUGUAAUGCAAAACCAUCUAUUGCAACUCUUAUGCGUAGUGGCUAUGGAAAUUCCCUGCGGUUGUUCCCAAGAGAGUGCCAUCAUUGAAAAGUCUAAGCUUUUGGAGGCUAUCAGCCCCAUUGAUCCAGAUGAAGUCGUCUUAGGACAAUACAUCGGGAAUUCCGACAGAGAAGAUGGUUAUCUAGAUGAUCCCACCGUUCCCGACGACUCCCUGACGCCCACAUUUGCUACAAUCGUUUUCCACAUCAAUAACGAUCGCUGGAAAGGCGUGCCUUUUAUCAUGACGGCUGGUAAAGCCCUAAACGAAACUAAAGAUGAGAUUAGAAUUCAGUUCAAAUCUUCUUUAAUGGAAGACAUUGGUCUGGAUUUGAAGAGGAACGAGCUAGUCUUUCAGAUAAAGCCUGUAGAAAAUGUGGCCAUGAAUGUCAUCAUCAACGAACCAGGACUUUCUCCUCGAUUGAUUGAGGAUCGAUUAAGUUUAGACUUAAGGAAGCAUUUUUCCAAUCACCGUUUCCCGGAUGCUUACGAGAAUCUGUUUGCCCAUCUUUUGGGGGACGGGCAGUCAAUUGGAUCUUUUGUGGGAGCCGAGGAGUUGAGGAUAUCCUGGGAAAUCUUUAGCCCGCUCUUAGAAAAAAUCGAGAGCGAACAAUGGAAACCAAUCCCUUACAAAUUUGGAAGUUCGGGACCUGUUAAAGCUGGUCAACUCAUUCAAGCUAAAGGAUUCAAGGGUUUCGAGACGCACCUUUUGUAGGACGUUAGACAACGAAUGGAGACAACUCAGCAUGCAAUGAUCCAUCAGAAUGAUUUUAAGCAUUUGUUUUACAAAUCACGGUUAGAAUUAAAUGACAUAUCUUUGGUA